CAGGAGGCUUGUUUCCCUCCUGUAAGGACGACCAGCAGCACCAAAAUAUCUCUGCAAUGCCAGGACGGCAACAUGCCUGUGGAAGUGUGUUAAGAAUAGACCCACAAUGGGGCUCGCUCCCGUCUUCUGUUGUCUGAGGACGGGCAGUUGUCUGCAGGACAGAGCGGAAGAGGUCAUUUACUCAGACGUUCAGAGACUUUUGCAGACUCAAAUGGAUCUGAGUGGAUUUUUUUCUGCUGAAAUGGAGAAAACACUCUUUUAUAAAGAGAGUGAGAGAGUGUGAGUGCUGAGAGGACACUGUGUCCACCAACCUGGAGGUUAUUGUGCUGCAUGAAUCUGUUUGGCCUUUCUGUAGGAAGGUCAGAGAAAACGCUGGAUUGGGACUCAGGUUCAGGGUGAGCUUGAGGCCUGGAACUAGAAGACUGGAAGAUUUUGGAAGGCCUUGAGCACAGUAAGCAUGGCUGGAUCAAAUGCCUCAGAGGUCAUCUUUAUCUCUGUCAACCACAGCAUCACUUUGAUGGGUAAGUACCUUUUGUUUGGAGUUACACUUGGACUGAAACAUGUUUAUGAUAGAGUUACUGUGACUGAGUUUUCCUGGAAACAUUUCACCUGUUCAUGUCAUGCAUUGUUAACUAUAGUUGUCCCCCUGGCAUUGAAAUGAUUUCACCUGGUGUAAACUUGUAAACAGCUGUGUUGUGUUACUGAAUUUGGUCCCAAUUUGAAUUCCUAUGUUAAAUCAGCACAUUUUUUAGACUGUUGUACUUAUUUCUAGGAAAAGUUUGGCUCAUUGUGAUGAUCCUUCUCCGUAUCGUCGUCCUCCUCUUGGCUGGUUAUCCUCUCUACCAAGACGAGCAGGAGAGGUUUGUCUGUAACACCAUCCAGCCAGGCUGUGCCAAUGUCUGCUAUGAUCUCUUCUCUCCCAUCUCCCUUUUCCGGUUCUGGUUGGUGCAACUCGUCUCCUUGUGUCUUCCCUACAUCAUCUUCAUUAUCUAUGUGGUCCACAAGGUUUUGAACAGCCUAACUGUGGAUCUUGUUCCUGAGGGGCAGCUCAAAGCUUUGCCACUCUUAAAGAUCCACCACGAGUCAUUCAGAAAGAUGUCUGGAAACAAGAUGCCUCGGGUGGUAGAGCGAGGGAUGAUUCAAUGUUUCACAGGUGCCUACAUUCUCCACCUGAUGUUCAGAACAGCGCUGGAAGCAGCUUUUGGGGCGGCUCACUACUACCUGUUUGGUUUUUACAUCCCAAGGAGGUUCCUCUGCCAGCACCCACCUUGCACCACCCAGGUGGACUGUUACAUCUCAAGACCCACUGAGAAGACAGUGAUGCUAAACUUCAUGCUUGGAGUAACUGCUCUGUCUCUUUUUCUAAACGGGCUGGAUUUUAUCUGUGCGGUCAAACACUCAGUAGAACAGAAGAGCAAGAGGAAGAUGGUGGUGGAGAAGAUUUAUGAAGAGGAGCAGUGUUUCCUUUCUGCUGGAGGAACCUCCAGAGGAGUGGACCCAAAUGUCUCCUUACCUCAGUCAGAUGUGGAGGCAGAGGCUGGCCAGACAGGGAAUUUCAGAAAGAGGCAAGGCAGUAAGAGCUCUUUUGUGGGGGAAACGCUUUCUUCAGGGCAGGAACCUUUAUCAACAAGUUCUCCUGGACCACUAGGCUGCAAUACGAAUGGGAAUAAUGGCUACUCUGUUCCUCAAGGUGAGGCACUGGACAGGGAUGACAGUGAGUUGGCUCUUUGCCCUCCAGAGCCUAUGGGUACUCCACGAUCAAUCCGUAUCAGCAAACGCAAUCGGCUUAAACCACCUCCUCCACCUCGACGGGACCUUGGUUCAUCUCAUAAAGGAUCAAAACCUCCAACAGGGGAUGUAACCAUAACAACCUGUACCAGAAGAGUUGGUCAGUACUCACUGGUUGAACUGGGGAGCAGCCCAGAAAUACAGACCAAUGAAGACAUGCAGGAAAAGAGGUCAGAGUGGGUAUGACCAGAGGAACUGGUUCAUUUAUCACCAG
Xyrichtys novacula (pearly razorfish) is the source of this 2002-nucleotide messenger RNA. The record is from the annotation of a GenBank genome assembly. NCBI's taxonomy places the organism in Eukaryota, Metazoa, Chordata, Actinopteri, Labriformes, Labridae.